CAUGUAAUUAUUUUUGGUUUUCGGGUAUAAUCCUCAUACUUCCAUGUACAGAUGUUUGUCAAGGUUGAUCUUAGAACGGUUACCUGUAACAUUCCUCCACAAGAGAUUCUCACAAAAGAUGCUGUUACUACCCAAGUUGAUGGCAUGCUGUACUACAGGAUCCAGUGCUGUCAGAGCUGUUGCUAACAUCACUGAUGUCCAUUCAGCUACCUUCCUCUUGGCACAGGCAACCCUGAGAAACGUUCUGGGUACACAGACCUUGGCUCAGCUCCUGGCAGGCUGUGAGGAAAUUGCACGCAGUACCCAGGUUAUCCUCAACAAUGCUACAAAGCAGUGGGGAAUCAAAGUGGCUCGUGUGGAGAUCAAAGAUGUCAGGAUUCCUGUGGCCAUGCAGAGGGCCAUGGUGGGCAAAGCAGAGGCUGCUUGAGAGACAAGAGCUAAGGUGAGAUCCA
This is a messenger RNA of Neopsephotus bourkii (Bourke's parrot), 452 nucleotides long. RefSeq names its product stomatin like 3 (gene STOML3). NCBI's taxonomy places the organism in Eukaryota, Metazoa, Chordata, Aves, Psittaciformes, Psittacidae. Gene Ontology annotation, cellular component: plasma membrane. The record is from RefSeq and is a predicted model, not a curated record. Bases 44 to 427 code for a protein of 127 amino acids. The transcript is spliced from 3 exons.